GGCACCGAGCCCCCUGCGCGCGGCACAUGGGGCGCCUGACGGAGGAGGCGGCAGCCGGCAGCGGCGCUUCAGCUGCGCGCUCGGCCGGGCCCCCUCCCACUCCCCUUCCCCUCUCUUCCACCUCCCCCGGGUGCGCGGCCACCAUGGCGUCCAGCGAGGAGGACGGCACCAACGGCGGCGCCUCAGAGGCCAGUGAGGAGAGGGAGGUCACCGGCAAGAGGAGGCGUCUCGGUUUCUUGGCUACUACUUGGCUCAUCCUUUACAACAUCGCCAUGACUGCGGGGUGGUUGGUCCUAGCUAUUGCCAUGGUACGUUUUUACAUGGAAAAAGGAACACACAGAGGUUUAUAUAAAAGUAUUCAGAAGACACUUAAAUUUUUUCAGACAUUUGCCUUACUUGAGAUAAUCCACUGUUUAAUUGGAAUUGUCCCAACUUCUGUGCUUGUGACUGGGGUCCAAGUGAGUUCAAGAAUCUUUAUGGUGUGGCUCAUCACUCACAGUAUAAAACCAAUCCAGAAUGAGGAGAGUGUUGUGCUUUUUCUGGUCGCGUGGACUGUGACAGAGAUCACUCGCUAUUCCUUCUACACAUUCAGUCUUCUCAACCACUUGCCAUACUUCAUUAAAUGGGCCAGAUACAAUUUUUUUAUCAUCUUAUAUCCUGUUGGAGUUGCUGGUGAACUUCUUACAAUUUACGCUGCAUUACCGUAUGUGAAGAAAUCGGGAAUGUUUUCAAUAAGACUUCCAAACAAGUACAAUGUCUCCUUUGACUACUAUUAUUUCCUUCUUAUCACCAUGGCUUCCUAUAUACCACUGUUUCCACAACUCUAUUUUCAUAUGUUACGUCAAAGAAGAAAGGUGCUCCAUGGAGAGGUGAUUGUAGAAAAGGAUGAUUAAAUGAUCCCUACAAACAAGGUGCUUUUUCCAGAAUAACCGCGUUUACUUGAGUCCAACUUUUAAUAAUAAGAAUAAACAACUUCAUGAAAUGUCGUGGAUUGUAUUGUUUAUUAAAAUAUAACUUGAAACAUGUGGCAUUUGCCAAUCAGUAUUUGUCUUCACAUUGUGUCAGAUCCAUUUUCAACAAGAGAUACGCACAUUUUACCAGCCUCUGAGCGUAUGCCAAGCAUUGAGAAAAUAUUGUGUAUAUUACCUUAAAAUAAAUCAGUCUCUGUUAAUUUUAGUAAGAAGAAACUUUUUUCCCCAACAUACUCAAAACUUUUAAAAUCAAUAUUUUAGAAAUUAGUUUAAUGAUUUACAUUUUGGUGCUUUCUAGUGGUACUUAUGUGGUGCUUCUCAAUGAAAGUAAAUGCAACAUUUUAA
Messenger RNA from Elephantulus edwardii (Cape elephant shrew), 1316 nucleotides. It is a transcript of the gene HACD1, whose product is annotated as protein tyrosine phosphatase-like (proline instead of catalytic arginine), member A. Gene Ontology annotation, molecular function: 3-hydroxyacyl-CoA dehydratase activity. The transcript has 7 exons. Bases 27 to 893 code for a protein of 288 amino acids. Gene Ontology annotation, cellular component: endoplasmic reticulum membrane. Gene Ontology annotation, biological process: fatty acid elongation; very long-chain fatty acid biosynthetic process; sphingolipid biosynthetic process. NCBI's taxonomy places the organism in Eukaryota, Metazoa, Chordata, Mammalia, Macroscelidea, Macroscelididae. The record is from RefSeq and is a predicted model, not a curated record.